GUCACACUCUUUUCGCCAAAAAUUUGUUGGCGUGUUGUCAAAUUCUCCAGCGUUUUUAUAGGCUUUGCGACUUGUGUAGAACCGGAAAAUAUAAAAACAGCGACAAUGUACGGCGGCGACGAAUACCCAAGCAAUUCGGAGUACUACGAUGACUUCGCGCACACCGGCGAUCCGCAGCUGGACAUGGAGUACGAGAGGAACUACUUCUCCACCCGGAUGCCGGACAAUGUCAAGUACUUCCUGAUCAACUUCUGCCAGGCGAUCAAGGAGGGCAACCUGUACGACAUCCAGAACAUGUACGAGAACACCUUCCCGCAGAUCAGCGACCACCACUUCGAUAAGACGGCCUGGCCCGAGGAGCAGGAGGUGGCCGCCAUCGUGGACAACGACAAGGUCUUUCUGAUCCUGUACAAGGAGCUGUACUACCGCCACAUCCACGCCCGCAUUCCCGGCGGCCCCAAGCUGGAGCAGCGGAUCAACUCGUUCUUCAACUACUGCGAUUUCUUCAACCUGAUCAUUUCGGCCCAGAAUCCGGUGAUGCUGGAGCUGCCCGACAUCUGGCUGUGGGAGUUGGUGGACGAGUUUGUGUAUCAGUUUCAGAACUUUGCGCAGUAUCGUGCCCGCCUGACGGACAAGUCUCAGGACGAGAUCCAGCAGCUGUGCGUGAACCACAGCAACGUGUGGAGCAUUCUCUGCAUCCUCAACGUGCUGCACUCCCUGGUGGACAUCUCGAACAUCAAGAAGCAGCUGGAGGCCAUCUCGCAGGGCGUGGAUCCCCAGACCGUAGCCGGAGACUUCGGCAAGCUGUCCUUCUACAAGAUGUUGGGCUACUUCUCCCUCGUCGGCCUGCUGCGCGUGCACUCGCUGCUGGGUGACUACUACCAGGCCAUCAAGGUUCUGGAGCCCAUUGAGAUCCACAAGAAGUCCGCCUACUCGCACAUCCCCGCCUGCCAGAUCUCCACGUCCUACUACGUGGGCUUCGCCUACAUGAUGAUGCGCCGCUAUGCCGAUGCCAUCCGCACUUUCUCCGACAUCCUGCUGUACAUCCAGCGCACCAAGCAGCUGUACAGCACCCGCUCGUACCAGAACGACCAGAUCAACAAGCAGGCGGAGCAGAUGUACCACCUGCUGGCCAUCUGCCUGGUGCUGCAUCCCCAGUGCAUCGACGAGUCCAUCCAGCAGGUGUUACGCGAGAAGAACUACCACGACGCCAUGUUCAAGAUGCAGUGCGGUGACCUGGAGGUCUUUAAGUCGUUCUUUGUGUUCGCCUGCCCGCGAUUUGUGAGUCCCUGCCCGCCGGCCGCGGAUGCGCCCAUGGAGGACUACGUCAAGGACCCCAUGGAGCACCAGCUGCUGGUGUUCAUGGACGAGGUGCGCCAGCAAAAGGAUCUGCCCACCACGCGCUCCUAUCUGAAGCUGUACACCACCCUGCCGCUGACCAAACUGGCUUCCUUCAUCGAUCCCAAUGCCAGCGACGAUGACGUGUCGAAGCUUCUGAUCCGUUUGCUCUGCUUCAAGCACAAAAUGCGCAACCUGGUGUGGAGCAAGGGACCCAGCGGCCUGGAGGGAACGUUCAAGUCGGGCUCUGAGUUGGACUUCUACAUCGACGACGACAUGAUCCACAUAGCUGACACUAAGGUUUCGCAUCGCUAUGGCGACUUCUUUGUGCGUAAAAUCCUCAAGUUCAACGACCUGAAUCGCAAACUGAAGAACAUCAACAUUUAAGCCAUUUAUGUCGACUCCUUGUGACCCUUAAUGAUCUAUUUAAUAUUCCAAACUGGACCGAUUUGUUUUGAUAUCAAUAAAAAAUCGCUUGUGAUUAUGCGCAAGUUUGGUCCUCAAAA
Molecule: messenger RNA, 1844 nt
Organism: Drosophila elegans
Lineage: Eukaryota; Metazoa; Arthropoda; Insecta; Diptera; Drosophilidae
Gene: eIF3l
Product: eukaryotic translation initiation factor 3 subunit L
Exons: 4
Coding region: 106-1725 (539 amino acids)
Biological process (GO): translational initiation
Cellular component (GO): cytoplasm; eukaryotic translation initiation factor 3 complex
Molecular function (GO): translation initiation factor activity; protein binding
Source: RefSeq, a predicted model, not a curated record